AUGUUGGGGCGUGCGGUCUGGAGGCGCUGCCCGCGGGGGCUGCGGCGCAGCCGGGAGGCGCUGCUGGCUCUGCUGGCGCUGGCUGGGCUGGGCGCGGUGCUGCGGGCUCGAAGCGGGUCUGGGACGGUUGAGAUCCGGACCGCGGUGGACCCGGUGCCCCCGCGCACUCCUCGCCCCGGGCGUCGCGAGCCGGUGCUACCCAGGCCGCCGCUGGACGCCAAUGCCCUGGGCGCGCAGGGGGAGGCGGUGAGGUUGCAGCUGCAGGGUGAGGAGCUGCGUUUGCAGGAGGAGAGCGUGCGGCUGCACCAGAUCAACAUCUACCUGAGCGAUCGCAUCUCGCUGCACCGACGCCUGCCUGAGCGCUGGAACCCUCUGUGCAAAGAGGAGAAAUACGAUUAUGAGAACUUGCCCAAGACGUCUGUGGUCAUAGCCUUUUAUAAUGAAGCCUGGUCAACUCUGCUUCGGACGGUGUACAGUGUCCUUGAGACCUCCCCCGACGUGCUGCUGGAGGAGGUCAUUCUGGUAGAUGACUACAGUGACAGAGAGCACCUGAAGGAGCGCUUGGCCAAUGAGCUGUCACAGCUGCCUAAGGUGCGCCUGAUCCGUGCCGGCAAGAGAGAGGGCCUAGUGCGAGCCCGGCUUCUGGGAGCCUCUGUGGCCAAGGGGGAGGUGCUGACCUUCCUAGACUGUCACUGUGAAUGCCACGAGGGGUGGCUGGAGCCUUUGCUGCGGAGGAUCCACGAGAAGGAGUCGGCAGUGGUGUGCCCCGUGAUCGACGUGAUUGACUGGAACACCUUUGAGUACUUGGGCAACUCAGGGGAGCCCCAGAUUGGAGGCUUUGACUGGCGACUGGUGUUCACGUGGCACGUGGUUCCCCAGCGAGAGCGGGAGUUGAUGCGGUCUCCAAUCGAUGUCAUCAGGUCUCCAACAAUGGCUGGGGGGCUGUUUGCUGUGAGUAAGAGAUAUUUUGAGUAUCUGGGGUCUUAUGAUACAGGCAUGGAAGUCUGGGGAGGAGAAAACCUCGAAUUUUCCUUCAGGAUCUGGCAGUGUGGUGGCACUCUGGAAACACACCCCUGCUCGCAUGUGGGCCACGUGUUCCCCAAGCAAGCUCCCUAUUCGCGCAGCAAGGCCCUGGCCAACAGUGUCCGAGCUGCGGAAGUGUGGAUGGACGAGUUUAAAGAACUCUACUACCACCGCAAUCCCCGGGCUCGCCUGGAACCCUUUGGGGACGUGACGGAGAGGAAAAGGCUUCGGGCCAAGCUCCAGUGUAAAGACUUCCGGUGGUUCCUGGAGACGGUGUACCCAGAACUUCACGUGCCAGAGGACAGGCCUGGCUUCUUCGGGAUGUUUCUGAGGAUGCUCACGGGGUGGCUGCAGGUCCUAGUGGGACUCUCCACACUGGGUCGGACUGUCAUGUCUUGCUUCAGAAAUCUCUGA
Microtus ochrogaster (prairie vole) is the source of this 1437-nucleotide messenger RNA. RefSeq names its product polypeptide N-acetylgalactosaminyltransferase 12 (gene Galnt12). Bases 1 to 1437 code for a protein of 478 amino acids. Gene Ontology annotation, molecular function: polypeptide N-acetylgalactosaminyltransferase activity. Lineage: Eukaryota; Metazoa; Chordata; Mammalia; Rodentia; Cricetidae. Gene Ontology annotation, biological process: protein O-linked glycosylation. The record is from RefSeq and is a predicted model, not a curated record. The transcript is spliced from 8 exons. Gene Ontology annotation, cellular component: Golgi apparatus.